Archocentrus centrarchus (flier cichlid) is the source of this 3842-nucleotide messenger RNA. It is a transcript of the gene ankrd6b, whose product is annotated as ankyrin repeat domain 6b. The record is from RefSeq and is a predicted model, not a curated record. Lineage: Eukaryota; Metazoa; Chordata; Actinopteri; Cichliformes; Cichlidae. The coding region runs from base 427 to 2763 and encodes 778 amino acids. Gene Ontology annotation, molecular function: protein binding. The transcript is spliced from 17 exons.
GACAUGCAAUCUGGAGACAGAGAGGGAGGCGGUGGCAAUAGCAGCGUGAAGUGACGAUAGUAGAGAACGACAGACCAUUUGUACUCGGCGAGAUUGUUAAACUAGCAAACAGCGAAACUCAAUCUGUAUCGACGGGCCGUGGGGCCGUUUCUCUUUCAGGUAACUGCAAACUGUGGUCAUAGUGAAAUGAGACAUCUAAAAACCUCAGCAGCUGAGAGGAUGGAGAGGAAGAACUCUGGUAGUGUGGGAAGUUGGUAGGAACAGAAGAAUAAGCAGCACUGGUAUCCUCUCGGGCAACUCUUUGACACUUCUGUCUGCAGUGGAGCUCACUAUGAGCAUGCCAUAAACCAUUGCCAUAGCUGCCUUUCCCACCAUUUGCAACAUUGUGUCUAGAGACAACAGCAGCUGGAGACAGCACCCUGCUUCAUGAACCAACAGGAUGCAGAGGAGGCCCUCGCACUCUCCGAGCGCCUCCUCAUAGCUUCACACAAGGGACAAGCUGACAGUGUAGUUCAGCUUAUCAACAAAGGUGCAAAAGUAGCAGUUACCAAGUACGGCAGAAGCCCCCUGCACCUUGCUGCUUACAAAGGCCAUAUUGAGGUUGUCCAUAUCCUGCUCAAAGCUGGCUGCAACCUAGACAUCCAAGAUGAUGGGGAACAGACCGCAUUACACAGAGCAGCUGUGGUGGGAAACAGCGAUGUUAUCAAUGCUCUGAUCCAGGAAAGCUGCGCACUGGACAGACAGGACAAGGAUGGCAACACUGCUCUACAUGAAGUAUCCUGGCAUGGCUUCAGUCAGUCUGUCAAACUGCUGGUAAAGGCUGGAGCCAAUAUUCAUAUCAAAAACAAGGCAGGAAAUACAGCUCUCCACCUUGCAUGUCAAAAUGGUCAUGCUCAGAGCUCCAAGGUUCUGCUACUUGGUGGAUCCAGGCCUGACAGCAAAAACCAUGCAGGUGAUACUUGUCUACAUGUGGCAGCCCGCUACAACCAUGUGGCUGUGAUUCACAUCUUGCUGGGAGCAUUUUGCUCUGUGUCAGAGAAGAACUUGGCUGGAGACACUCCGCUACAUGUGGCAGCUGCUCUGAAUCAUAAGAAGACAGUACGCCUGCUGCUGGAGGCUGGAGCAGACAGUUGCAUCAGCAACACUGCAGGUCUAACAGCUUUGGACCAGGCCAGAGAACACAAUAACCCAGAAGUAGCUCUUCUACUGACUAAAGCACCCCAGGUGCAAAGUUUUGUGCGUGGUAGGAGUGUGAGGAAGAGGAGAGACAAGCUAAAGGCAGAAGGUCGAGCUCAGUCGGUGCCCAGAGAUGAGAUGCUACUAUGUAAGGAUAGUGCAUCUGUUCCCAGUGGCAGCCAGAGCAGUGACCAAGGUGCCUGGAAACACACUGAGGUAACUGAGUCAAAUGCCAGGAGGGGGAAGAACAAGAAGCAGAAAAAAAAGCCAUCUUUGUCCAACCAUCUGCGCCGCAGAGAGACCAGACACAGUGAAACCAUUCAUAAGAGGAAAGGUAAACUGCGUGGAACCUCCCCUUACACAUCUAUCCCUCCACAUAACUUCAAAGCCUAUCAGCUGUACACGUUGUACCGAGGAAAAGAUGGCAAGAUCAUGCAGGCUCCUCUGAAUGGCUGCCGCUGUGAACCUCUUAUCAAUAAACUGGAAAACCAGCUGGAAGCCACCAAGGAGGAGAUGAAGACUGAGAUCCACAUUGUUCAAGACUUAAUGAACAGCAAGAUGGGCCAGCUAGACCGCAAGAACAAAUACCAGAUCUGGACUCUUGAUAAGAUGAUGGUGGAGAGAGUGUCAGCAGAGAGGAGCGACUGUCUGCAGAGAAUUGAGCAGCGGGCCCUGCAGGAGCGACUGGAAUCAGAGAAAAGACAGGCGUCUCUGGUCAGUGAACUGAAGAGCUGGUGUCUGUCCAAACUGCAGAACAUGGAGGUCCGCUUCACAAAAGAGGCCAGCAGCACUAACUUACAGUGCUCCUCAGAGGGUGAGGGACUCACCAAAGCUGAUGGAGCUGCCUUCACUGUGGUGUCCACUGGGCAGGGGAGCAGCUCCCAGUACCUCAAGCUCCAGAAUGACCCUUCACUCCUGGAGUUCACACAAGGAGAAUCCAACGUGGCAGAGGGUGGCGCAGCCAGCCACUACUUUGUGGUUCAUGUGGAGAGCUCUCCAGAUGCUGAUAAGGCUCAGAAUACAGAGGCUCACUCUCCUGCAGCAGAAGGGAGCCUCCCAUCAUGCGUCCAGGUGGUUCGACCAAAGGAGCGCUCUGUGACCUGUGUUGACACCAAGAGGAAGGACCAGGAGUUGCAUGAUGUGGACAUGGUGAGGAGUGGGGGCAGGAGCCAACGAUCCAGUAGUCUGUCUCCAGCCACAGAGCGCCACUGCAGCAGCAGGACUGACGCAGGGCUCAGAGAAAGGGAACGACGCUCUGACAGAGUGAAGCACCAGAGGAAACAUUUUCAUGGUAGGACUAAGUCAAGAGGGGGCACAGAGGUCAGGACUCUGGAAGUCUUUGAAGAGCAGCCCAGCAAGCCCAUGUUUGCUCAGGAGAGGGGCAACAUGCAUGCCCUCGAGGUGACCCAGUACUUCUUUGAGGCAGUGUCAACUCAGAUGGAGCACUGGUAUGAGAGGAAGGUGCAGGAGGCUCGCUGGCAGGCCGAUCACAGGGCUCAAGCAGAGAAGGCUGCUCUGAUUGAGAAGAUCGCCUAUCUGGAGGAUGAGCUACGUAUGCUGAGAAUGCACCAGCAGGAGGACUGCUAACACACAGAUCAUGUGUUACUGCAGGAAAAAAAAGACCAACAUGGGAUUAGAUCACCAAAUAUAUAAAUGAUUCUUCUCGAAGACAUGAUUACACAACUGCAGUUAUCUCAUGAAUGAUUUUAGUAGCACAGGUCUGGCUUGUUGACGUGUACAUAUAAUUUUGGGCAGCUUUCUGUAUUGUAAAUCAACCUGUGAAUUUAAAGGUAUUAGUCAGAAAUUCAUGGAUCAUGCUAUAAACCAUGGACACUGUGCACAUCUGUAUAAAGUGAUUAUAAGCACUAUGAGCUAAAUCUUUAGAAACAAAAUGCACUAUGGGUCACAGUGGCAACUGUGUGAUUGAGGGAAUGACAGUGGAAUAAGCUGUGUUGAUGUCUGCAUGCUAGAAUUAAUGUAUGACUCUUACUAUGAGAGGGUAUUAAAUCCUGCUAAAGAAUGUAUUUGGAAAACAUAGUGCAUGUGUACUGAGGCUAGGCUCUUCCCACAGUAAUAUAGAGAUGUAUAGUUUCAUAGAGAUUAAACAUUCUUUCUGGUAUUUUAGUUUUUAUUUAUGGCAUAGGGUCACCUGCUCAACCAGGUGUCCAUCCAGACGUUGGACAUUUUGGACCAAUGUGAUAGCUUUCUCUACCACAACCGAAAAGCAGUUUUUCCUUUAAUUAGUCCAUGUAAAUCUGUGUCCUGUUAGAGGGUCAAGUGAGAAAUCUGAAUUUGUUAACCUCCACAUAAGGGAACCUAUUCUGGUCUAGACAGAGGUCACAUGUUUACAUCUUUGAAACAUUAAAAUCUUGUUUAGUUAGUUUUUUAUUUAAUGCAUAAACAUAAAUGUCAUUGCCAGGUUCCUGUGUAUAGUGAGUACAGUACAGAUCCUGGAUCUUAGCAGUGAAAGCAUGCAUGUGUUGUUUUUUUCCACACCACUAGGAUAAAGAUCCGCUGGCCCCAACCCACUCCCAAGUGUCCCUGUCAGAACACGUUGCAUGAAGAAGGCUCUGACAUGUUUGCAGUAUUACUGCUAUAUCAGUGUAGUUGCUGUUAUUGUUUGUUAAUGCCAGAAUAUUUUGUAUUAAACAUGUUUGUAAGUGGUU